AUGGUGUACAAACAGCACGGCCGUGAGUACGACAUAGUUGUCUUUGGAGCCACUGGGUACUCUGGAACGUUGACGGCGGAGCACAUUGCCUCAAAAUUUCCUCCAGAGCUCAAAUGGGCGAUUGCAGGUCGUUCAGCUGAUAAACUCCAACAACUUGCUACUCGGUGCAAAGAGCUAGCACCAACACACAUCAGCCCAGCCAUCGAGGUCUGCCAAUUAGACGACAAGGAUGUCUCCGCAUUGGCACGAAGGACAUUCGCUAUGAUCGCAGCAGUCGGUCCCUAUGCGCUAUAUGGAGAGCACGCGUUCAAGGCCUGUGCUGAAUCAGGCACUUAUUAUGUCGACUGCACACCGGAGGUCCCCUGGACGCUGGAAAUGAUCAAAAAAUAUGAGGCUACAGCGAAAACGACAGGCGCUUGUAUGUUUCCUCAGUGUGCGAUGGAAUCUGCACCGUCAGACCUCCUUACUUGGGCCGUUGUCACCGAUGUCCGGUCGAAACUCUCAUCACAUACCGGCGAUGUGGUCGUGGAUAUGCAUGAGCUCCAGUCAAUGCCGUCUGGCGGCACAGUAACGACGUUUUUGAAUCUUUUCGACACAUAUUCUCUCAAAUUUAUCGGCCAAGCAUUGAAACCAUACGCGCUGUCGCCAGUUCCAAACGAGCAUAUGGCACCAAAAGGAUCCUUCUUGUCCGCCAUUACUGGCCAACGUACGAUAACAGGCCUUGGCCGCCUAUCAACAAGUGCGACUGGUCCACUAAAUACGGCAAUCGUACAUCGCACCUGGGGUUUGACAAAACAGGAAGAUUCCUUGAACGCUGAGUUCUAUGGGCCUAACUUCACGUACCAAGAGUAUAUGAACACUGACAGCUUCUUCAAAGGCGUGCUGGUGCACUACAGCCUGAUCAUCGGCGCUUUGUUCGUCCUAUUGCCUCCAUUCCGAGCACUGGUGAGAAAGGCCGUCUUCCAACCCGGUGAAGGGCCCGAUAAGGAAAAGGCAAAGAACGAGAUCAUCGAAUUCCGUGCUGUUGCCAUGCCCGAUACCAAGUCCGAAGGGGGAAAGCAGGUUUUUGGGCAGCUCCGCUUCCCUGGGAGCAUGUAUUACUUGACGGCGGCGCUGCUUGGACAAGCAGUUCGAACUUUGUUGGAAGUCGACUCAGGACGAUUGUCAGGAGGGAUAUACACUCCUGCCUGCCUCGGACGCGAGUAUGUUGACCGCCUAGAACAAGUUGGACUCAGUAUCAAAACGGAGGUGCAGAAUAUUCAAGACCCCUAG
Exophiala bonariae is the source of this 1272-nucleotide messenger RNA. RefSeq lists its product as uncharacterized. The record is from RefSeq and is a predicted model, not a curated record. Gene Ontology annotation, biological process: glycolipid biosynthetic process. Gene Ontology annotation, cellular component: lipid droplet; plasma membrane; mitochondrion. The transcript has 5 exons. Lineage: Eukaryota; Fungi; Ascomycota; Eurotiomycetes; Chaetothyriales; Herpotrichiellaceae. Bases 1 to 1272 code for a protein of 423 amino acids.